Molecule: messenger RNA, 1065 nt
Organism: Hydractinia symbiolongicarpus
Lineage: Eukaryota; Metazoa; Cnidaria; Hydrozoa; Anthoathecata; Hydractiniidae
Exons: 2
Coding region: 336-755 (139 amino acids)
Biological process (GO): monoatomic ion transmembrane transport
Cellular component (GO): membrane
Molecular function (GO): monoatomic ion channel activity; transmembrane signaling receptor activity
Source: RefSeq, a predicted model, not a curated record
CAAAUUUUGUCCUGAAAGACAAUAUAAAAAGAGACCCAUUUGUUCUGCAAUAAACUUCAGAUAAGAAUCAGAUUUUACAACUUGCAACUGUUUUCACUCAUGAUGUCCCUGGUAACGUUGUUACAAGAAAACAUAAAACCUAUUUAUUUACAUAAAAUUUCCCUUUUAGCAUUUUUUCUUUAGAUGCAACGGUGCACUUUAAAUUAUUGGUCGCACAGUUUACUGUAAAAAGAACCUUCAUUUAUCAUGUAUAUAGAACUUAUAUUCCAUCUCUGUUAUUAUUAAUCUUUACAUUUGGAACAUUUUGGGUUCCCGGCACAGCUGUCCCAGCUCGUAUGGGAAUGAUUGUUACAAGUUUUCUUGCGAAUGUUUUCAUCUUACAAGCAGUGAGUGAAGAAACAGUAAAAGUUUCCUACACAACACCAAUGCAAAUGUUUCUUGUUGUCAAUAUCACAUUGAUUGUUCUUGCAUUAAUUGAAUAUUUAUUUAUUCUGCAUGGAAAGGAAAAAACAUCACAAACCACUACCAUUUUAAACACAGCUUGUAGCCCGGAAGAACCACACAAGACCUUUAAACUUGACCAAAGUGCAUCUGACAAUGAAAUACAAUCAACUGGGAAUGGAAAGGAGGAGCAUGUCCGUCUCCAUGAAAUGCAAAAGGUUCAUGUCGUGGAUAAAAUGUCACGGAUUCUUUUUCCUCUAACAUACAUCGUUUUCUUCGCAGUUUAUUUUGGAUACUACACUUACGCAAGUUAAAAAGUGAAGUUUUACUGUGGUAAGAUUUGCGAAAUGACAUGACUGGAUUUGUAAAUUGCUUUUUCAACUACUUGCCGAUGAAGCGAUUUGAGCUUCAUGUUGGUUGUGAAAUAAGGCUAGCGCAACAAGAAAAGAAAGGUCGCUUUUGUAGUACGGCCAAAACAUGCACACGAACAAAAGAAAGCUUAAAUGGCGUUUCCCAUAAAGACAUUAUACUUUGGCUUAUUUAUAGUAUUAACGUCUAGUUUAUGCAUAAAAUUUCAUUUGCUAAAUUCACAUUAGGAAGUACUUUUACACACAACACCCAGCA